Molecule: messenger RNA, 956 nt
Organism: Anolis carolinensis (green anole)
Lineage: Eukaryota; Metazoa; Chordata; Lepidosauria; Squamata; Anolidae
Gene: atp5pb
Product: ATP synthase peripheral stalk-membrane subunit b
Exons: 7
Coding region: 127-888 (253 amino acids)
Biological process (GO): proton motive force-driven ATP synthesis
Molecular function (GO): proton-transporting ATP synthase activity, rotational mechanism
Source: RefSeq, a predicted model, not a curated record
CAUGAAGUGACGCGCGAGGAAGUUCGCGGUCUCGCGAGACUUUUUUUCGUGGAGGCGGCCAUCUUAGCGCUUCUGCCGGGGGUCACUGGGACGGAGGAGAGGGCAGUCCGUGCAGCUGGAGACGCGAUGCUGUCCCGUUUGGCCCUCCGCAGCCUCGCCCCGGCCGGCCUGAAGAGCUUGGCGCCCUCCUUAUCCGCGGGAGUUCUACAGGUAUCGAGACCACUUCACACAAGCCAGCCACACUUGGCUCCUGUGCCUCCUCUUCCAGAAACAGGAGGAAAAGUCCGUCAUGGAAUAGUCCCUGAAGAAUUUUUCCAGUUCCUAUAUCCUAAAACAGGAGUCACGGGUCCCUAUAUGUUUGGAACUGGGCUUCUGCUCUAUCUCCUCUCUAAGGAGAUUUACAUAAUUAACCAUGAAACAAUAGCUGGUAUUUGUAUUGUGGGAAUUAUCAUUUAUGUGGUUAAGAAGUAUGGUGCUGAUGUUGCAGCGUUUGCUGACAAACUCAAUGAGGAAAAAAUUGCUUUGGCAACUGCUGUGAAGAAUGAUUCGAUUGCCAGCCUUCAGAAGGCAAUUGAAGAUGAAAAGAAAGAACAGUGGAGGAUUGAAGGUCGUCACUAUCUCUUUGAUGCCAAGCGGAACAAUGUUGCUAUGUUGUUGGAAACUAACUACAGAGAGAGGCUGAUGACUGUAUACAAUGAUGUGAAGAAGCGGCUGGACUAUCAAGUGGCGUUGCAGCAUCUCAAGAGGCGAAUGGAACAAGAUCAUAUGAUCAACUGGGUGGAGCAAAAUGUUAGACAGAGUAUCACACCUCAGCAGGAGAAGGAGAGCAUUGCCAAGUGCAUUUUGGACCUGAAGAUGCUAUCAAAGUCUACCAGAGCAGCUGUCUAAAUGCAACACUUACUUACGACCUCUUAAAUCAUAUAUUUGUUCUUCUUAAUUAAAACAUCAGUACCCUU